Messenger RNA from Trematosphaeria pertusa, 2209 nucleotides. Its product is annotated as MFS general substrate transporter. The record is from RefSeq and is a predicted model, not a curated record. Gene Ontology annotation, biological process: transmembrane transport. The transcript is spliced from 3 exons. Gene Ontology annotation, molecular function: transmembrane transporter activity. The coding region runs from base 356 to 1972 and encodes 538 amino acids. Lineage: Eukaryota; Fungi; Ascomycota; Dothideomycetes; Pleosporales; Trematosphaeriaceae.
ACGGGAGCGAAAUUCUGGUUGGACGGCUGGCCGUCCUCGCCGCACACUGGUUGACCUGAACCUCAGGGCUAGCUGACUGCCUCACGGCAUCAGCGAGUUUCACAGCAUGCGUGUGAGACCAAUCCAGCAAUUUCCCGGUGCCGAUCAACGAUAGUAGUCAAGCACACCGAUUUGUGUGUAUGGGGAGGACAUCAAUAUAUAUACCGGAUGACCGGCCAUUCUAAGAGGAGGGAAUCCAAAGCCCGACGCGCCUGCUUCAAGUCUUAGACCCCAAUACCCGAGCGUGGGCUCUCAGCGCUCGCACUUUGCUUGCUUGCUCCAGCUUCCAUCCACAGAUCGGUCUUUGUCUUCCACCAUGACCGCACACGCAGACGUCGAUUUGGUGCCCGGCACCGAGAUCAUGAACGAGAAGGGAAGGGCGGACAAAGCACUGAUUCCUCACCCGUCCCAGGAUCCACGGGACCCUCUCAAUUGGUCGACGACAUGGAAACUCACCGUCAUGGCGAGCCAAUGGCUCUUCACUUGGAUCUCCGUCACCGGCGCUCUCUCGAUCGCACCCAUGUUUCCGUUGCUCGGGCAGGAGUUCCAUCUCAAUAAUAACCAGCUGUCGCUCCUCACCGGCAUCACGGUCAUCACACUCGGAUUUGCGAACUUCUUCAUCGUGCCGUUGAGCAACAUCUACGGACGUCGUGCUAUUAGCUUGGUCUUCUCCGUCCUGAUCAUGUUGACUUGUAUCUGGGAAGCUCUCGCAACAUCGCACCGCAGCCUUCUCGCGGCUCGAGCUCUGAAUGGUCUCGUCUGUGCGACUAGUGAGUCGAUCCCGGUGCAGAUGAUCGCCGACGUCUUCUUCCUGCAUGAGCGUGGACUUUGGACGGGCGUCUACUUCACUGGCUAUUUCCUCGGCGCCUUCCUUGGUCCAGUCAUGAGCGGUAACAUUGCUGCUCAUCACGGCUGGAAGUCGUUCUUCUGGCUGGAGACUGCGCUUUCCGCGUUCGCCAUCUUCAUGAUUGCCCUCACCUUCCCCGAGACCAAAUACCAUCGUAACAACAGCCCCACCAAGGCCGUGUCACCUCCCGAGUCCAUCCGCAACGGUGGCGUUGUCUCCAGCCCCGAAGAUAGCGAGGUCGAAAAGCAGCCCUCUCACGUAUCUGGGUACGAGUCUGCAGGUGGAAGCGCCUCCAUUCCACCCGUCGGAAAGGGCCGACCAUCCCGUCAGCAAUUCAUGCCCUUCCAGAAGCCCGACUCCCGGUGGAAGAUGUUCGUCAUCCGCGAUACUUGGACGCCGGUCAAAGUCUUCUUCAACCCCAUCAUCUUCUGGGCCGGCCUGAUGCUCGCGGGUCCCGCCGAUCUCGUCCUCUUCUUCAACAUCACCGAGUCCGUAGUCCUCGCCGCACCACCAUACAUGUUCAACCCUGCCCAAGUCGGCUACACCAACUUCGCUUUCGUGGUGGGUGCUCUGAUUGGCCUCGCCACCGCAGGCCCCUACUCCGACUGGGUUGCUGCGCGGGCGACCCGGAAGAACAACGGCAUCCGCGAAGCCGAGAUGCGCCUCCCCGCCCUGUGGUUCUACAUGGCCAUCACCAUGCUCUCGCUCAUUCUAGGCGGACUCGCGUACCAGCGCCAGUGGCCAUGGGGCCACAUCAUCGUCUGGGGCUAUGGCUUCGCUGGCUUAUCCGUCACCACGGUGCCGACUAUCUGCAUCGCCUACGCCAUCGACUGCUACAAGCCCAUAUCCGGCGAGAUCAUGGUCGUCGCCACCGUCUGCAAGAACUUCAUCGCCUUCUCUUACAGCUACUGGGUCUUUGACCUCGCGCACGAGAGCAAGGACGGCUGGAUUACCCCGGCCAUGGUUAUCUUUGCUUGCACGGUCGGUCCGGCGCUGUUCGCGUUCCCGUUGUACUAUGGAUUGGGGAAGAAGAUUCGCAGGUGGACUCGGAAUUCGGAUGUGCACCGCAUGGAAGAGAUUAUCUAAUAUGGGAGUCUGGGAAUGAGUUAUGAAGCUAAUGUGGAGUUCGAAGCAAGGGAAUGCAAUGAGGUUAAUGCGGUAGGCUGAAUUUGAGAUUAGCGAAUUCUAGCGGGUUAUUUCAAACUGUUGCGUCGGUGGUGCGUGGGUUGUUUAGCUGACCCGCGGUCGAUGGAUGGACGAGGAAGCACUGUGCCUAGCUCACGCAAAGAGACAUAACCGAUGGAGAAUGAAAUAAUAGUAAAG